ACGCGCGGCGCUCUUUCUCUUAGCGUGUUAGCCUUUAGCCACAAGCUGCGCAGCGCCGACGUCUCGAGUGUUUCCCGGAUUCUCGCUGAGUUCAGUCGAAUUAAAGAGUCGGAGAACAUGGCUGUCGCCGGGGUUCAGAGCCGGAAGAGGCUCCUGAAGGACGAGGACAUGACCAAGGUGGAGUUUGAGACCAGCGAGGAGGUGGACGUCACCCCCACCUUCGACACCAUGGGGCUGCGGGAGGACCUUCUCCGCGGCAUCUACGCCUACGGGUUUGAGAAACCGUCUGCCAUCCAGCAGCGAGCCAUCAAGCAGAUCAUCAAAGGCAGAGACGUCAUCGCUCAGUCUCAGUCUGGAACCGGAAAGACGGCGACGUUCUGUGUGUCUGUGCUGCAGUGUCUGGACAUCCAGGUGAGGGAGACCCAGGCGCUGAUCCUCGCUCCAACCAGAGAGCUGGCCGGACAGAUUCAGAAGGUGCUACUGGCUCUGGGAGACUACAUGAAUGUCCAGUGUCACGCCUGCAUCGGAGGAACCAACGUGGGGGAGGACAUCAGGAAGCUGGACUACGGUCAGCACGUGGUGGCGGGGACACCUGGACGAGUGUUUGAUAUGAUUCGUCGCAGGAGUCUGAGGACGAGAGCCAUCAAGAUGCUGGUGCUGGACGAAGCCGACGAGAUGCUCAACAAAGGUUUUAAGGAGCAGAUCUACGAUGUGUAUCGUUACCUGCCCCCCGCCACACAGGUGUGUCUGAUCAGUGCCACGCUGCCGCAUGAGAUCCUGGAGAUGACCAACAAGUUCAUGACCGACCCCAUUCGCAUCCUGGUCAAACGUGAUGAGUUGACUCUCGAGGGGAUUAAACAGUUCUUCGUGGCCGUGGAGAGAGAGGAGUGGAAGUUUGACACUCUGUGUGAUCUGUACGACACGCUGACCAUCACACAGGCCGUCAUCUUCUGUAACACCAAGAGAAAGGUGGACUGGCUCACAGAGAAGAUGAGAGAGGCGAACUUCACCGUGUCGUCGAUGCACGGAGACAUGCCUCAGAAAGAGAGAGAGUCCAUCAUGAAGGAGUUCCGAUCCGGAGCCAGUCGCGUGUUGAUCUCCACGGAUGUCUGGGCUCGAGGUUUAGACGUCCCUCAGGUUUCUCUGAUCAUCAACUACGACCUGCCCAACAACAGAGAGCUCUACAUCCACAGGAUUGGUCGAUCUGGUCGUUAUGGUCGUAAAGGUGUGGCCAUUAACUUCGUAAAGAACGACGACAUCCGGAUCCUGAGAGACAUCGAGCAGUACUACUCCACCCAGAUCGACGAGAUGCCCAUGAACGUGGCUGACCUGAUCUGAUGACGUCCCCCCCCCCCCCGACUUCCCAGGUUUUGUCUUUUUAAACCUCGUUUUUUCUUAACUCUACUUGUGAGGAGUCAACAACUGAGACUCCAGAUUUUUGUUUUUGUAAAUAAAGUUUUGGUUCAGUGUUUAAAGGUGAAAGAAUCUUUUAUUCAUUUAAGAAAAACUCAAUAAAACGUUUGAAUAUCAA
Pleuronectes platessa (European plaice) is the source of this 1531-nucleotide messenger RNA. It is a transcript of the gene eif4a3, whose product is annotated as eukaryotic translation initiation factor 4A3. Gene Ontology annotation, cellular component: catalytic step 2 spliceosome; nucleolus. Bases 118 to 1338 code for a protein of 406 amino acids. The transcript is spliced from 12 exons. The record is from RefSeq and is a predicted model, not a curated record. Gene Ontology annotation, molecular function: RNA helicase activity; mRNA binding; ATP binding. Lineage: Eukaryota; Metazoa; Chordata; Actinopteri; Pleuronectiformes; Pleuronectidae.